Felis catus (domestic cat) is the source of this 1890-nucleotide messenger RNA. It is a transcript of the gene SENP8, whose product is annotated as SUMO peptidase family member, NEDD8 specific. The record is from RefSeq and is a predicted model, not a curated record. NCBI's taxonomy places the organism in Eukaryota, Metazoa, Chordata, Mammalia, Carnivora, Felidae. The transcript is spliced from 2 exons. The coding region runs from base 174 to 812 and encodes 212 amino acids. Gene Ontology annotation, biological process: proteolysis. Gene Ontology annotation, molecular function: deNEDDylase activity; cysteine-type peptidase activity.
GCCUCAGAUUCUCACUCCACUAGAGAGGAAUGUCGCAAGGUUGGGGUAGAAAACUCUGAGUUUACGACUGUAGCUCUCGCUUUCCGGCCAAUACUGAGGUGCCUGAAGGCUGGUUGGGGUGGUGAGGCCCGAGGCAGCUACUGGAAUUUCUGAUCAGCCCUGGUCAGGACAAGAUGGACCCUGUAGUUUUGAGUUACAUGGACAGUCUACUGCGGCAAUCAGAUGUCUCGCUGUUGGAUCCUCCAAGCUGGCUCAAUGACCAUAUUAUUGGAUUUGCCUUUGAGUACUUUGCCAACAGUCAGUUUCAUGACUGCUCUGACCAUGUCUGCUUCAUCAGUCCCGAAGUUACCCAGUUCAUCAAGUGCACUAGCAACCAAGCAGAGAUUGCCAUGUUCCUUGAACCCCUAGACCUCCCCAACAAGAGAGUUGUAUUUUUAGCCAUCAAUGAUAAUUCCAAUGAGGCAGCUGGGGGAACCCAUUGGAGUUUGUUGGUUUAUGUCCAAGAUAAAAAUAGCUUUCUUCAUUAUGAUUCCCAUAGCAGAAGCAACUCAGUUCAUGCAAAGCAGGUAGCAGAGAAACUGGAGACUUUCUUAGGCAGAAAAGGAGACAAACUAGCCUUUGUGGAAGAGAGAGCCCCUGCUCAACAAAACAGCUAUGACUGUGGGAUGUAUGUGAUAUGUAACACUGAGGCCUUGUGUCAGAACUUCUUUAGGCAACAACCAGAAUCACUACUGCAGCUACUCACUCCUACAUACAUCACAAAGAAAAGGGGGGAAUGGAAAGAUCUCAUUGCCAGACUUGCCAAAAAUUAGCUAUCAAAGAAUAUUUGCGGCUGUUGAAGUCUCCUCUUUCUGCCCAUCCCCAUCUAUUGGAUGGCUGUAAUCUCAGUGCCUGAAAGAAGAUGCCUGAUAUCUUAUUUUUCCCUGGAAGAAUGUCAUCUUCUGCAUUAUCCACAUGGAAAGUUUCACUUUAACCCUAACUUGAGAGCAAUAUGCUCUGUGAAAAUGUCUUGAAGUUAUGCAUCAAAACCUUAAAACCACGCUGUCUGAACAUUUAUUAUUUCCCUUUUUGUCUCCCUUAUUCCCAUUGGCUUAUUCAAAGGAAAAGCAGUGAUCUUUAAAGAAACCAAGUGUAUGUCAUAUCCAGAAGAAUGUAAGAAGAACAUUAUAGAAGAAUCAAAAACUUAUUGCACAGCCCUGCAUAUUUAAAGAGAUCAACUGGCUAGAAGCAGGUCAAGAUCUAACCUAAUUCAAGAUCUAAAUAUUCUAAGAAUCAGUUAUUCAGUUCUGUGAUACCUCUUCCAUUCUCCGUGCAGAGGCUUUCCCAGCUAUCUUUGUAACCUUUGCAGAUAUUUGAUAAAGAUGAUGUUAGCCCAUCUUCCCCCACUCUAUUCCUGGAGUGUUUUAAGAAAGGGGGAAUCUUUAACUUCAUUAAAAUAAAUGGCUGUUGGACCUUUUAGUUUGCUCAGUGAAUGGGUUGACUUGCUCCUCUGCAUUGAUAACAGCUUUUCUUCACCUUGUCUGUUAGCCAUGCAACACUCCUUCCUUUUAUAUCCAAAGUUCUGUGGUUUUAAAACUUAUAGCCAAUAACUUCCCAAGGUUGCCUGUUAUUUCUAAUAAAUAUUGCUGCUUUCUAAUAGUCAUAGUUUUUCCUUUCCUCUUUAUCCAUAAUCUGGCAGAAUUGUUUUCAACCAUGGUGAUUUCAGGACUAUUAUCAUAUCUGAAACUUGCAAACUGAAAGUUGGCUUGUUUUUUUUUUUGUUUUUUUUUUUUUGCAGUUAUAAAGCAGAUAAAGUGAGCUUUCUCAACCCUUUCACUUAAUUCAAAAUGCAGACGAUGUAAUCUUUAAAAUAUGGAACCAAGAAUAAAAAGAAAUGCUAUCCCUCCUAAA